AAUGUAUUUGCUCAGCCUCACAUGAACUAAGACAAACUAAGGAAAAAAUAUCUUUAAUUGGUACAAUUUCAGAAGUUUUCAGUGAAGAGCCACCUGCAAUGGCUUCCACCACCGCUGUUUUGUUUCUUUUUCUGUGUACGCACUUUGUAAUUUGUUGGACCCACGGUACUGGUGUCGUCCCUGCACCUUGUAAUUCCAGAAGUGUGGAGAGGGCAGCUCGCUUGGCUGUCACCUACAUUAAUGAGGACAGGAAAGAGGGAUACAAGUUCAGCCUGAACAGAAUCAACAAUGUCUAUGUGCACGAGCAGGGGCCUGUUGGAAAAGUCCAUUACAUGGACAUUGAUGUACUAGAAACCAAAUGCUAUAUAAAAAGCACAACUGCAUGGGAAGACUGUGAAAUCAGACCAUUUAUAGAAACGAAAGUGUCUGGGCGUUGCAAAACCAUUGUCUACAGUAAACCUGAUGGUUCAUCUGUUCUUUACAAUUAUGACUGCAAUUUAAUUCCAGAUCAGCCAGAUGCUGUUCAUCGUGUUUGCCCCAAGUGCCCUCUGCUGAUUGAUGUCAAAAGCCCUGCGGCAAUACAGGCGGCUGGAAUCUUGCUUAAGAAAUACAAUGAAGAAAGCCACUUACGGAAUUACUUCUCCAUUGAUCAAAUUACUAGAGCAUCAACCCAGAAUAAACCAAAAGAGGCUUAUUUUGUAGAAUUUACCAUUCGAGACACAGAAUGCCUAAAGCAAGAUGAGUCGGUGGAUGACCUGAAGUGCAGAAAGACCUCUUCUGACUCUGGGCAAUCUGGCUUUUGUGUUGCUGCUCUGCAUAAGAAUGGAGACAACCAAGCUGUACCAGAAAUAUUCUGUGAGCUGUAUACAUCAGAGGGAAUUGGGAAUACUGAAAACAAAGGAAAUGUCACUAAUGAUGGGCAAGAGGCUGAUACUCAAAGAGGAAAACGAAGAGACAAAAAACACAAAGUACAAUCACCUAAAUUCACUCACCUCAAAGCAACCCCCACAUCAGUUCCAGACCUGCAGCCAGAGUCAUCUGAGUCCAAGUCCGAGUCCGAGGAGCAAGAAGGUGUACUGCCUAUUGAGGCCUCAGCUUCAACACCAUUGCCUGUCACUUCAAAACGACUCAAACAACAGUCAAGUCCUGAAAGUGCAGCCAGCUUACCUAAAACAGGACCUGUGUUUUUGACAAAUUUCCCUGAGGCUCCGUCCACCAUCCACACCUGCCCAGGAGUCUUCAGACAUGUAACUUUGUAGAAAAUGUAUCACUAAAUAUAUUAAACUUGUUUCUUGUAAUUUGUGACAAGUUCUUUCAAAUUUAGAUGUACAAAGUAACAUAAUAAAUUAGUAGUUAUUUUUGCAUAAUUCAGAAUUUGCUUAUGCAGAACGUGGGUGGCAUAAAGGUUAGUUAUACUGUUGUACAGUCCCAGUAGUCUGGGCUUAACCUCACCAUCUUGAGGAGUUUGCAUGUUUUCGUUUCUUGUCACAUCCUGGGAAUGUGCAUAUUAGGAUAAGUAAUGACUAAGUGAGUAUGCCACACAAUUAACUGUCAUCUUCUCAAAGACUGGUUUCUCAAUUGUGCAUAAAUCCUGCUGAGAUACUAUAAUUAAAAAGUGGGUUCAGAAAAUGACAACACAGAAUGUACUGUGAAUAUUUGUGUGUGUCCCAAUUUCUUAUUUAGGUUUAUUGUAGUCCCGGGCCAAUUAACUUCACAGAAGAAACAUCUGACUGUUGAUGACUUUGACAACAACAAACUGAAUUUAGGAGGUUUGAAAGGGAAGGAUGGAUUGAAACAAUGAAUGUUAGUAUCCACCCAUGGGCAAAUUUGCAUAAUGGGGUGUAGAAACACCUGCUUAUAUUGUUGAGAAAUAUGCUGCUGUUGAAUGAAUAUUAAAAUGCUAAAGCUGUUAUAUUCAAAUAAAUAAAUCAUUUAAGAAAUAUAU
Messenger RNA from Polypterus senegalus (gray bichir), 1945 nucleotides. Its product is annotated as fetuin-B-like. Gene Ontology annotation, cellular component: extracellular region. Gene Ontology annotation, molecular function: cysteine-type endopeptidase inhibitor activity. The coding region runs from base 99 to 1259 and encodes 386 amino acids. Lineage: Eukaryota; Metazoa; Chordata; Cladistia; Polypteriformes; Polypteridae. The record is from RefSeq and is a predicted model, not a curated record. Gene Ontology annotation, biological process: negative regulation of endopeptidase activity. The transcript is spliced from 7 exons.